Molecule: messenger RNA, 3704 nt
Organism: Salarias fasciatus (jewelled blenny)
Lineage: Eukaryota; Metazoa; Chordata; Actinopteri; Blenniiformes; Blenniidae
Gene: sntb1
Product: syntrophin, basic 1
Exons: 8
Coding region: 103-1767 (554 amino acids)
Cellular component (GO): dystrophin-associated glycoprotein complex; intracellular anatomical structure; synapse
Molecular function (GO): protein binding; structural molecule activity
Source: RefSeq, a predicted model, not a curated record
GUGCAAAGUCCAGCCCGAGCUUCGGGGAGAUAAGGUGGCAGUUAAUGUGUGAGAGGGUCAACCACAUCACAUGUGAUUUUUCUGCACAGAAAUGCUCCAAAGAUGGCGGUGGUAGUCGGAGUUACGCACGGCUCUGGGGCGCAUAAAAGUGGAUUUGUGGAGGUCCUGGUGCGGGAGCGGUGGCACAAAGUUUUGGCCAACUUGAACGAGGAAGCGCUCACGCUGAGCUGCGAGGAGAGCGGCGGCGGCGGCGGCGACUCAUUCAACGAGAAUUUCAACUCCAACGGCGUCACGAACGGAUCCUACCACGACAACAGCAACGCCAACUCCAAUAAUGGCCCCCAAAUUGUGCGCACCGCGUUCACGGACCUCCCGGAGCGAGUGCCCGAGGCGAUCGCCAACAGAAAGCGGUGCGUCAAGGUGACCAAGCAGGAAGUCGGGGGACUGGGGAUCAGCAUCAAAGGAGGGAAGGAGAAUAAGAUGCCCAUCCUGAUUAGUAAAAUAUUCAAGGGGCUCGCGGCGGACCAGACCCAGGCUCUGUAUGUCGGGGACGCCAUCCUCUCCGUGAACGGCAUGAACCUGCGGGACGCGACCCACGACGAGGCUGUGCAGGCGCUCAAACGGGCCGGGAGAGAGGUGACUCUGGAAGUCAAGUACAUGCGAGAGGCCACGCCGUACGUCAAGAAGGGCUCCCCGGUGUCAGAGAUCGGCUGGGAGACCCCCCCUCCCGAAUCGCCCCGCCUCGGCAGCCCACCUAUCACCUCCUCAUCGUCCUCCUCCUCGCUUGACCCCCCAAGCCCGUCCACGCAGUCCUCCCUGUCCCUGAGCGGAGACCGGAGGUGCAUACCGCUGAAGAUGUGUUAUGUAACCAGAGCCAUGACCACCCCGGACCCUGACAACAGGCAACUGGAGCUGCACUCCCCUGACACCAGGCACACCGUGGUGCUGCGAUGCCCAGACCAGCCAUCUGCCCUGUCCUGGUUCGCUGCCAUGCACUCGGUCACAUCAACGCUGGCACAGCGGGCGCUGGCGGAGGUCGUCCACAACACGGCCAGGACAGGAGUAGCUGGCAGCAAAGAGAUCCGACACUUGGGAUGGCUGGCAGGGAAGACUGAGAGCGAGAAGCAGAGCUGGAAGCCGGUGCUGGUGGUGGUGACGGAGAAGGAUCUGCUGCUGUUUGAUAGUUUACCUCGAGGCAAAGAGGCCUGGCAGAGCCCCGCGCACGUCUAUCCGCUCCUCGCAACUCGGCUGGUUCACUCCAGUCCGGACCGAGGGUCGCCUCACUCCGGCACCGAGCUGUUCUUCGCCACGCGGACCGGCACACGGCUCGGCAUCGAGACGCACCUGUUCCGGGCCGAGACCACCAAGGACCUCUCUUUGUGGACCAGACAGAUAGUGAACGGAUGUCACGCAUCCGCUGAGAUGAUCAAGGAAGUUUCCACAAGUUGUCUAUAUCGGGGGCAGGAGUGCCGGCUGGUGAUUCACUACGAGCAGGGCUUCUCGGUGCUGUCUGACCCCCGAGUGGAGGACGACGAGCUGAGCGGGGAGAGAGUCAUUCACACUCCGAGCAAGCCUCGAGCGCUCCUCUCCUACCCCUUCGAAAAACUAAAGAUGUCCUCAGAUGACGGCGUUCGCAUGCUCCUCCUCGACUUUGGAGGGAAGGAAGGGGAGAUUCAACUGGACCUCCACUCGUGUCCAAAGCCGAUCGUCUUCAUCCUCCACUCCUUCCUCUCUGCCAAGAUCUCUCGUCUGGGUCUGGUUGCCUGACAGCAUCUCUCUAAGGGGACGUUUUCCUCCUUUGAAAGCAGAAAACCACCAUGUUUUUAUACCUAUCGGCGGCCUGCGUGCAGGAAGCCGCCACAAACUCCAGCUGGUGGAAACCCAAGUUAAGUGAAUGUAGCCUUUGUCUGGAAAGACCUUUUUUGGGCCUCUAGCUCGAUUUUGAGGGGAAAAAAAAUAUAAAUAAAUGGGGAGAGCAGCUGAGAUUGGUCAUGCUUUGAGCUCUUGACAGGUGGCUUUUUUAGGGUAAAUGAUCCCUUUAACCACUGCAUGGACUGAGAUGUCGACUGAAGAACCACAGAAGGAAGCUUGGACUGGACUACAUGCAGAAGGACUGUAUAGAAACAGAUGGACACGCUGAAGACACACUGAAAGGAGCAGAUUGGGCAUUACCGUCACGUGCAGGAUUUGAAGGACUGGCCAUGUGUAGCAGGGUUGAGAUAAAUUUACUUUUAAUUCAAUCAAAAUGUAAUGGCAAUCUGCCUUCCAUUUACCAAUUAUAUAAUUUAUUUACCACUCCCUCCUGAGGGACAUUCCGAGUCGCAAUUGUCAUUUUUCUUCCAGAAACACUUGACACACUGUGGAAAAACUUUGUGCAUUUGUCUUUAUUAGCAUCCCCUAAGAUGUCUGGUUAGCAGCGUCAGCAUUCAUCAUUGAAACUUGGAGGCACACAAUUGGCUGCAGCGAUUCCCUCAGUGUGACGGCUCAUUCAAAUCCAAAAUGUCACAGUGCUUGAGUUUUCUGUUUGUUUGUUUGUUUUCAUCAACAGGUUGCAUCCGGUGCACAUUCGAUGGUCAAUGCAUUUCAAGAAUUGAGCAAAUAGUUGUUUAUGCAUAUGAUUAGUAUCCAAUCGGAAUAGGGCGGGCAGAGAGCUUUGGAGGUUCAGUAUGACUGGUUUGCUCUUGAUUUUUUUUAAAACCUAAAAGUCACAGCCUUCAUUUAUUUCAAACGUGUGAUUGUGUGAUGAAGACAAAUAUUGCGAAACCAAAAAUGUUCAAUAACAGAUGCAUAUAUGCGAGGGGGCUCAUCAUCCCACGCUUCGAAAAUCUCUUGGCUCGAACGGAGUUAUAAUUUGAUAUUUUAGGUAAAUAUGCUUUUUCAUUUUGCAUCUUUUCUACCCUCAUGAAUAUUUUAUUAUGAACUCUUAUUCAUUUUUGCCACAAAUUGUAGUUUUUCAAAUAUUGCACAAUAAAAUAUGUUACUAAUAUGUUGCCAUUGUGUGGCAAAAAACAAAUAUCAGGAAUUGUGGCACUUCUCUGGAGCCCCUGAAAGUUAAAUCCUUCAAAGAAGAAAACCAGUAUUUGAUCUGACAUGUCUAUUCAAACUCUGCAUCAGAUUCAAAGUGAAAUUUCGAAAAGCAACAAUUUGCACUGCAGACUAAACAUAGGGCGUCAGCUUCAUUUCAGCAAAAGAAUUAAUUACUUCAAAGUCCAUGUUCCGUAACACCAGCUCCAUGUUACCUCGCUCACCGGUUUUUAGUUUCAGGCUGAAAUAUUCACAGUCAAGUAGAACAUUUUGCUCUUAACUGUAGAGAAUGUGAGGAUUUUGUUCAAUAUGAGAUCAUUUUAAGUACCAUGGAAGAGCUGAAACACUUGAAAAACUCAGCUAAGUGAAGUCAUUCAUAACACUGGCAACAUUAAUCCCACAAUUUUUAAUAAAUCUGAUGUUUCUGCACAACAGCAGGCCUGCAAGGACAGUCAUGAAUACUAGUCACAUUUAAAAAAUUAAAAAAUACAGCUCAGUAUGGACUGAUUGUACUCCUGUGUGUAAAACUGAGAAGUAUACCCAAAACAUUUAAAAAAAAAAAAAAAAUGUUUUAGGAAGAUGCACGUCUUAGGUGCAUCCAAAAAUAUCUGACCUUUGAAGGGAACGGAACUAAUGUUAGGAACCACAGCAGUUCUCUCUCGCCACUGAAGUCCACCAAG